CCCAGAGCAGAUGGCGAGGGGCAUGGAGAAGCCACCGCAGCCUUCGGAAAAGCAAAUCGUGUCCGGGGCCAAAGACCUGGUGUGCUCCAAGAUGACUAAGACCAAGGACAGCAUCUCUUCUGGGGUGGCCAACGUGGUGGACGCGGCUAAGGGAGCGGUCCAGGGAGGCCUGGACACCACCCGAUCUGCACUCACAGGCACCAAGGACGCAGUGUCCAGUGGGGUCAUGGGGGCAGUGGGCAUGGCCAAAGGGGUUGUCCAAGGUGGUCUGGACACCUCAAAGGCUGUCAUCACUGGAACCAAAGACACAGUGUCCACUGGGGUCAUGGGGGCAGUGAAUGUGGCCAAAGGAACUGUCCAGACUGGCGUAGACACCACCAAGACUGUGCUGACAGGCACCAAGGACACCGUCUGCAGUGGGGUGACCGGUGCUGUGAAUGUGGCCAAAGGGGCUGUCCAAGGCGGCCUGGACACCACCAAGUCUGUGGUCACAGGUACGAAAGACGCAGUGUCCACGGGGGUGAUGGGGGCAGUGAACAUGGCCAAAGGAACCGUCCAGACAGGUGUGGACACCACCAAGACCGUGCUGACUGGCACCAAGGACACCGUCUAUAGUGGAGUGACCAGUGCCAUGAAUGUGGCCAAAGGAACUCUCCAGACUGGCCUGGACACCAGUAAGACGGUGCUGACUGGCACCAAAGACACAGUGUCCACUGGGGUCAUGGGGGCGGUGAACUUGGCCAAAGGGACUGUUCAGACUGGCGUGGACACCACCAAGACCGUGUUGACAGGUACCAAGGACACCGUCUGCAGUGGGGUGUCCAGUGCGGUGAACGUGGCCAAAGGGGCCGUCGACGGUGGCCUGGACACCACCAAGUCUGUGGUUAUGGGCACCAAAGACGCAGUGUCCACUGGGCUCACUGGUGCCAUGAACGUGGCCAAAGGGACUAUCCAGGGGGGCCUGGACACCACCAAGACUAUGCUGACUGGCACCAAAGACACAGUGUCCACUGGGGUCAUGGGGGCAGUGAAUUUGGCUAAAGGAACCAUCCAGACCGGUGUGGAAACCACCAAGACUGUCCUGACAGGUACCAAGGACACCAUCUGCAGUGGGGUGACCGGAGCCAUGAAUGUAGCCAAAGGGACUGUCCAGACAGGCGUGGACACCACCAAAGCUGUCCUAACUGGUAGCAAGAACACCCUCAGCAGUGGGGUGACUGGUGCCAUGAACGUGGCCAAAGGGGCCAUCCAGGGGGGCCUGGACACCACCAAGACUGUGCUGACCGGCACCAAAGACACAGCGUCUGCUGGGCUCACUGGGGCAGGCAAUGUGGCCACGGGGGCUGUCCACACUGGCCUCAGCACCAUCCGGAACUGGUUACCUGGUACCCAGGACACCGUGUGGGGUCAACACUCCAGUUGCAGGACCACAGACAACGGAGGGGAACAGACCACCCUGAGCCCCCAAGAGGCCCCGACCGUGGGGGUCUCCGGCCCUCCAGCCUCGCUCCGUGCAGGCCUGGAGCUUGCCCAGGAAGCCACAGCCGCCACCAAGGGCCUUGCAUGUGAUGUGGCCACAUUUCCCCAAGAAGCUGCCCCAGGCAUGGGGGAUGUGGGGCACCUGGCAGCCACGUGUGGCCCCAAAGGAGCCACGGGCUUUGCGGCACUGCAGGACGAGUUGGAGGGGAUGGGGGAGAUCUUCCACCCCAUGAGCGCCACGGAGCAAGCUGAGCUGGCUGCCUCCGGGCCCGGGCCGAAGGUGCUCUCAGCUGACCAGGGAAGCUACUUCGUCCGCUUAGGUGACCUGACCCCCAGCUUCCGCCAGCGCGCAUUUGAACACGCCGUGAGCCACCUGCAGCACAGCCAGUUCCAAGCCAGGGAUGCCCUGGCGCAGCUGGAGGACUGCUGCAGCCUGAUUGAAGAGGCCAAACAGGCUCCGGACAGGCAGCCCCUGCGUCUGGACCCGGGCUCGAGCGCCAGCGUGGAAGACACUGGUACCCAAGAGGAGCAGGACGCCAGGGUUCUGUCCAGGGUCUGCGGCCUUGCCCGGCAGCUGCACACGGCCUACAGCGGCCUGGCCUCCAGCCUCCAGGGCCUGCCCGCGGAGCUCCAGCAGCGGGUCGGGCGGGCGCGGCACAGCCUCUGCGAGCUCUACGGCAUCCUGUCUUCCGCUGGCUGCGUGGAGGAGCUGCCCGCAGAGCACCUGGCCCGGAGUCGCGAGAGCGUGCGCCAGGCGUGGCAGGGGCUGGAAGCGCUGCUGGAGGACGUGCAGCACAGCCCCCCUCUCAGCUGGCUGGUGGGGCCCUUUGCCUCAGCCCCGGCUGGGCAGCACCUGUAGGUCCCGCAGACCAGGGCAUGGGGGCCUCCCUGCCCACCCGAGCA
Propithecus coquereli (Coquerel's sifaka) is the source of this 2382-nucleotide messenger RNA. It is a transcript of the gene PLIN4, whose product is annotated as perilipin 4. The transcript is spliced from 5 exons. The record is from RefSeq and is a predicted model, not a curated record. Bases 11 to 2338 code for a protein of 775 amino acids. Lineage: Eukaryota; Metazoa; Chordata; Mammalia; Primates; Indriidae. Gene Ontology annotation, cellular component: plasma membrane.